AUGUUGAAAAUUACCGAUAAAGUCGCCGCACUGCGGCCAGGCGAGCCAUUCCACAGCCUCGAAUUCUUCCCCCCAAAGACAACUAUGGGGUUUGAUAACCUCGAAGCUCGCCUUAGAAGAAUGGCCUGCGCUCUUCGACCCCUCUUCGUCAAUGUCACCUGGGGCGCCGGUGGUUCAACGGCAACAAAAUCACUGCAGCUCGCUGAGCUUUGUCAACGACAACUCGAACUAACCACAUGCCUUCAUCUGACCUGUACGAACAUGUCGCAGGCCGUUAUCGAUGAGACGCUGGAAGCCGCGAAGGAAAUUGGCAUCAGGAAUAUUCUUGCGUUGCGUGGAGACCCGCCACGCAAUGAGGAAUAUUCAAACGCACCAAGCGACGCUACGGCAAACGGCACUUCAGGGAUAGAGUUUGAAUAUGCGGUUGACCUGGUCAAGUAUAUUCGUGAGAAACACGGAGACUACUUUUGCAUUGGUGUGGCGGCGUAUCCCGAGGGACACGUCGAAGGGGCUUGUCCUGAACGACAGGAUGUUGAAUUCGAUAUUCCAUUUUUAGUUGAGAAGGUCAAGGCUGGAGCAGACUUCAUUAUGACACAGCUCUUUUACGACGUCGACAAGUAUCUAUCAUUCGAGAAAUUGUUGCGAGACGAGCCCUCGGGAGUCUUCAGGGAUCUGCCCAUUAUUCCGGGGAUGAUGCCUAUUCAGAGCUUCCAGAUGCUGAAGAGAAUCACCAAGCUCAGUGGCGCAUCAAUACCUCUAGACAUCUUAACAAGGCUUGAAGACGUCAAAGGUGAUGAUGAAGGUGUCAAACGAGAAGGUGUCAACAUUGUCUCGGAAAUCAUUGAGAAAAUCAAAUCCACCGAGUCAACGCAGUUAAGAGGCUUCCAUUUCUACACAUUAAACCUCGAGAAAGCCGUUUCUUUCAUACUCGAGCGGACCAACCUAAUUCCUGCACCAGAAGAAUCGGUUUUCGAGGAGAUUGAUGGCCCAAUAACUAAUGGCAAUAAUCGUCGCGACCGAAGAUCCUCAUCCGUCACUUCGGAUCCCCAUAAUCGUGUAAUCAUUGACUCAGAUUCAGGUAUAACUGAAUCGUAUGGGCACGCCUUCGCAUCAGAAGCAGGUUUCUUAAAGCCUCCCGAGCAAAAUAGGCCACCGGAAGUAGCCCUUGCUAUCUCUGAAGGUGAAGGUUCACUCGGCCGGGAAGCAACUUGGGAUGAUUACCCUAACGGUCGUUUUGGUAACGCAAGAUCCCCUGCCUUUGGUGAAAUUGAUGGAUACGGCCCAUCACUGCAUCUCUCUCAAGCACAAGCGAUCAAGCUCUGGUCAUACCCUGUGACCACAGACGAUAUCUCUGCUCUUUUUGUCAAGCACAUAAGGGGUGAAUUGGAAGCCAUUCCAUGGAGUGAGCAGGAGCUUAGCUCUGAGAGUAAAGUUAUUCAGGAGCACCUGAUAAAGCUAAAUACAAAGGGACGAUGGACCGUUGCCUCCCAGCCUGCAGUCAAUGCAGCGAAGAGUACGGAUGAAUUGUUCGGAUGGGGUCCAAAGGGUGGAUUUGUAUUCCAGAAGGCGUUUGUCGAGUUCUUCUGUUCUCCGGACGAUUGGACAGCAUUAAAAGAAAAGCUGGACAAGCUGGAAGAGAUGUCCUAUUACGCUGCAAAUAAGAACGGGGAUUAUCAAUCCAACGUGCCCACAGGCGAAGACUCUCUACACGCAGUGACCUGGGGUGUAUUUCCAGGCAAAGAGAUCAUUACUCCAACAAUCAUAGAAGAGGUUUCUUUUAAGGCUUGGAAGGACGAAGCAUUCAGCAUCUGGAACGAAUGGGGACGAGUCUACCCCUCUCGGACAGCAUCAUCGAAGCUGAUCUCUGAAAUCACAAAAACAUAUUAUUUGGUUAACAUCAUACACCACGGAUACCUGGAACCGGAUUUUCUGUGGGAGUUUUUGGAAGCUUAG
This is a messenger RNA of Morchella importuna, 1953 nucleotides long. RefSeq lists its product as uncharacterized. The transcript is spliced from 5 exons. Gene Ontology annotation, molecular function: methylenetetrahydrofolate reductase [NAD(P)H] activity; FAD binding. Gene Ontology annotation, biological process: tetrahydrofolate interconversion. The record is from RefSeq and is a predicted model, not a curated record. NCBI's taxonomy places the organism in Eukaryota, Fungi, Ascomycota, Pezizomycetes, Pezizales, Morchellaceae. Bases 1 to 1953 code for a protein of 650 amino acids. Gene Ontology annotation, cellular component: cytosol.